Effrenium voratum is the source of this 1445-nucleotide messenger RNA. NCBI's taxonomy places the organism in Eukaryota, Dinophyceae, Suessiales, Symbiodiniaceae. The record is from the annotation of a GenBank genome assembly.
AUGGGCAGCCCUGCAUUUUCGUUUGAGCCUUCGCGAUGUCUUGCCCUGAGUGUGGGGACGCUGAGGGCGCCUGCGCCUGCGGCACCCGGUACUCUGAGGUGCUGGUGGAACAGCAAGGCUUUGUCCGCGCGCCGGCUGCUGGCAAGAAGUUGCAGAACACCUACCACCCCUACUACAUCGCGCGGCUACGGGAGCACAACCAGAAAGCAGUGCGGCUCCAUGUGCGCAUUCAGAAGUGGCGGGUGGCGCUGGGGAAGCUCUGCGGCCAGCUGCGCCUGCAGAGCGUCAUCCAGGAUGCCGCGCUGCGAUUGGUGCAGGGCCAGCUGAGUCGGCGCUUUCAGGGCACCAAGGAAUCCCACAAACGCCUGGGCUGCGCCUGCCUGCUCAUCGCUGCGUCCCAACACUCCCUAGGCCUCACCCUGGAUGAGGUCGCCUGCCGCUGCGAGGUGAAGGCCAACUUGCUGCAGCGCAUGGUCUGGAAGGUUUGCCGCGACAACGGCGUUCAAGUCUCCAGGAGCCAGGCAAACGCGGAAGCGCUGGUGGGCCGCAUCUGCCAGCAUCUCAACGUGGCGCAAGCAGGCGGCGUUACAGCCUACGCCGGCAAGGUGAUGUCCAUCGCGAACCAAGGCUGGGUCUGCACGGGGCGGCGCUGGGGCUUUGUGGUGGCUGCCGCGUUCAUGUUGGCGGCCCAAGCCUUUUACUACCACAUCGAGGUGCAGGAGGUGGCGCGUUUCCUUUGCAUCGGCGCCGGCACCAUCCAGAAGCGCCUCGAGGAGAUCAAGAAGGUGAUCCUUUCGGUGAUGCAGCACCUGCCCUGGGGGCACAUGAUUGAGGCGGAUAACAUGCACGUGUAUUUGCCCUUCGCCCUGCAGCACUGGGACGUAUUGGCGCCCGCCGCCCCUUUGCUGCGGAAGCAGAAGCUGGACGCGCAGCAAAGGCGCCACAAGGCCUUGCUCGCCUUGACAGAGUCCAAGUUGCCUCUGGAAGGCCCUUCCGAGUCCCGAAAACGGAGCAGAUCCAGAGAUCCAACCGACGCGCCGGCGAAAGGCAAGUUGCAAAAGCUCAAGAAGAUCGCAAAGGAGGAUGAAGAUGCCAGCGCGCCUGCCUCAGACUGGGCCGAAAGGCAGAGGGCCCUCGGAGUCCGCCUUGCGGCCCUGGAUGCCUUGGCUGCAGUGGCGGGAGGCAGCCGGCAGCUGAAGGACGCGGCGCUCCUCUCAGACUUUCAGACAGGCUCCUCUGAGGCGCUCUACCUCAUACUGGACGAGGAUGACGCGGCAUUCUCGGUAGUGCGGGACGCCGCCGCCGAGAUCUUGGAACAUUUAGACCUCGAGGAGCAAGAAGCUGAGGAGGAAGAGCAUGAGCUUCAGGAGCUGCAGCCGCAGCAGGCGGAGGAGGUUCGUGAGAACAUCCCAAAGGAGCUGGGGCUUCAAGAAAUGGCUCGUUGA